AUGACGGUUCGAAUGAUGAUCGCAAAUCUCAUAUACAUUGAAGGCUGCAAGCUUGGGAUAUGCGAGGUACAUCCAGAGGCUUCGACCAUUCCAUGCCGAGGAGCACUGAAUCAAAGGGAGAUCGUGGUUGGUGAAGGCGCCCGGGAAGAGAAACAGUGGGGUGUCGUCCACGAGUUGGCGUUCACCAGUGACGGCGAUAUUCUAAAGAAAGAUUUCUCAAGCUUUGAUCUGUUCACUAUGCAGCGAUGCGAAGACGCGUGGGAUACAUUCAAGGCCUGGAGGCGUGCUGCUGAAGCCGAAGCUGAGCAGUCUCCACUGAUGCCUGGUAUGAAACUCGAAGUGGAAUGGAAUGGCGUCGAGAAUCGUCACACGCUCUGGCGCGCACAGGAGGAUGAAUACCAUCGCGCGAUUCCGGAAGACUCUGCACGCAUUGCAUCGCGCUAUAUGAGGCCGAAAGAUCAAUCAGUGCAAGACUUAGUGAAUGCGAGCUUGAAGACGGGCAAGCUUUGGUUCGAGAUUGUGGAAGCCAAGAGGACGGGCCCAAGGAAGUAUUCGCAAAUCUUCUUCGGGAAAAUAUGCGGCAGGGGCCCAUUGCUGUGCCUCAAGCUUUUUGACGAGCGUUAUGUUCCCUAUCCCGAAGAUCCUAAGGACCCACACGCGCCGAUUGUGAAGUGGUACCUGCCUGCCAGUGAACGUCUAUUAAACCUCAAUUUCGCUGCUGACAUGAUCCGCCGAGAGGAAUCUGUCUAUGACAGGCUUAAGCAUUUCCAGGGCUCCUUGAUUCCACACUGUUAUGGAUUUCACGUCUUCAUUUUGCCGGGUGGCUGGAGGUUCCCCGGCUUCUUCACUGAAGUUAUCGACGCGCCUUCGUUCGGGCAAUGUCGAGUUCAGGAGUGGCCAAAGGAGGACCAAUGCGACUUCGUUACCCGUUUGCGCCACUGCGUGCGAGUGCUCAAGUUUGCUGGAAUCGAGCAGACUGAUUGGCACGGGGGUCAGAUAUUAUGUCCACUCAGUCCGAUUGAGAUGGCUCGCCCUGAGAGCAGAGAGAUCGUUUUCAUAGACUUUGCGUUUGCAAGGCAGCGUCUCGGCGAGCACAAGGGGAAGCCGAUUACACACGAUGAAGCAUUGCUCAAAUUAAUGCUGCGUGGCUACAAGCUUGACUCAGAUGUUAUCAACGAGUGCUGGUUCGAGCCUGCAGAUGAAGAGUACUAA
Molecule: messenger RNA, 1212 nt
Organism: Gloeophyllum trabeum ATCC 11539
Lineage: Eukaryota; Fungi; Basidiomycota; Agaricomycetes; Gloeophyllales; Gloeophyllaceae
Exons: 3
Coding region: 1-1212 (403 amino acids)
Source: RefSeq, a predicted model, not a curated record